GCCGUUCUUCCAUCUCUAAAGAUGUCAUCCUGAUUUGACGUUUCGCUCGCGGUGUCCGCUGAUUUUAUUACACAUUGUGGAAAAUCGGGUUCCACUGGAUAACAUCUCCACGAACAGUAAUUACCAGUGUAAAAAUGUUAGGAUUGCAGCGCAUUGCUGGUGGUGUGGCCGCACAACUGCUUCGACAUAUGCAUUACGUAGCAUACAGCACAAGCGUGCGAGAAGCCGGAGUCGCUGCGGCCGCGGUGGCAACACCAAAGCAUGGUAACAUUUCCACACCAACAUCUGAGGAAAAGGUGGUGAGUGCAUCCGACAAUGAUACGCCAGAUGUUAACACAAAUAAAAUACAAAAAAGCUCCUUAGUGGCUGCAGCUUUUGAAUCACUCAAAGAGGAUACAAGUACCACUGACGCAAGCGCAGGUGGUGCAAGCGCUAAUGGAAAACCAAAAGUUUCAGAGUCGAAAGGAAGCAACAACUUGGAUAAUCGAAUCCUCAAAGCAAAGACGGUAAAUGGACUGCUGUCGGUUUCCGAGUCGAAUGGACCACUUUCACGUAAGCAUGCUCUGAAGAUUGUUUCCAUAUUAGCAGAGUGGAGCUCAAUGAAUCGUGCUAAAAUUGCCGAAUUUGAAAAUGAUGCACGUUUUCUGCGAAUUUGUCGGGUGUUGGGUCGCACUGUGCCCAAGGGUAGCAGUGGAGGAGGUCCGCCCGUAGGCGAAAAUAAUGCAUCUAAACGCAUAUCCGGAUUUCGUACUGAUGAUCUUAACACAGUUUUAGGAGUAGCAGGAGAUGAUGAGGCUGCCAAGUUGAUCGCUAGCAUAAGUUUGCCACAAAUGGUUAAAGUGAUGAGUACAUUGGCGCAGCGCAAGCGACGAAGCACUCCGCUUCUGCGUUCUCUUGCCUUCAAUAUUAGCAGUGCAACAGAACAGCUCGAUCUGAAGCAGUCUGCAGACAUUUUAUUUGCUAUGGCUAGCUUAAACUUCCAAGAUUCUGUGCUAGCGGCGAAAAUAUGCGCCGAUAUACAGGCUGUGCUACCAAAGAAUACGGAAAAGUCUGCAGUCGUUGGAUCCAUUUUAACCAGCUUGGGAAUAAUGAAAUAUCGCGAUUUAGACAUAAUGGAGGCUUUAACUCAGUGGACUUUGAAAAAUUCCGAAAUCUGUCGACCUCAGGAUAUAAGUGCUUUGUUCAUCACUUCAGCCAUACUGAACUUUAAGAGCGCCAAUAUAGAUGACAUUCGCCAAAAAUUAGCCACAUCUAUAGUGAGUGCGGAUUUCCAGAAAAGUAAUGAUUGGCUAAAUCACGUCUGGUCGCUAGCAAUGUUAGGGCUUCUGAAUAACGAGCAGUUGAACACGGUUUUGAGUGCUGAGUUCAUCGGAAAGCUUGAAAAGGAGCGAAAUGGUCUCUCGCCAACCUCCAAAAUGAAACUACUAAAUUUGAAUGGCUAUGCACAACUUUUGACUAGCGACUACAAAGGGUCCCUGCUUCCUGAAGAUAGUACAAUGUACGAUGUACCACUUACACACGCAAAAUCCAAACAAAUUCUAGUAAACGGCAUGUUGGAUGCACUAAAAAGCUUAUUGCCUGCCAGUAACCAUUUGAAAACUUUACAUGACAGUAAAAUGGGUUUCUUAAUUGAUGCGCUUUGUUUAUUUGAUAACAAACGAAACCCAUUACCUGUUGAUAAGGAAAAUCCAAAUGCAAUCAAGGUCGCGCUGAUGGUUGUCGAUUUUCAUGAUAUCUGCCAUGGUACGCAUCGCUCAGCCAGUGGGAUUACGAACCUUAGUUUUGAGCUGUUGGAAAAAAGUGGUUACAAAGUCAUACCGGUGCCCUAUAACGAGUUCAAUACCAGCGACAAACUGCUGAAGCGAGUACAAUAUUUGGAAGCGAAAUUCAAAGCGAUAAUUAGUCAGAAGACUUAAACUGUAUGUCUGUAUGGCGUAAGACAUUAAAAACGCAUAUUGGUGACUAUGCUAUAUGUCACAAAUGGGUCACCUGCUAGAGCUAUACGCUUCUUUGUUUAUUCUUAAAUAAUAUUAAAAAAAAAAAUAUCUUUUAUGCUGUUUAAUAUUUGUUAUGAUCUUUCAAGCACGAAGGCGACAAUACGUGGUGCAUUGUCGUUGCAAAGGAAUUAACACAAACAUUUAGUGAAUGUGAAAUUUAUUUUAAAAAAUAAAAUUUUAAUUUACAAAAUAA
Anastrepha obliqua is the source of this 2190-nucleotide messenger RNA. Its product is annotated as FAST kinase domain-containing protein 4. The record is from RefSeq and is a predicted model, not a curated record. Lineage: Eukaryota; Metazoa; Arthropoda; Insecta; Diptera; Tephritidae. The transcript is spliced from 7 exons. The coding region runs from base 135 to 1916 and encodes 593 amino acids. Gene Ontology annotation, biological process: regulation of mitochondrial mRNA stability.